GAUUUCGACUCCCAUGACAUUUAAAUGACAUUUUUGUUGUAAUAUAAAAGCGAAGAUUUCGAUAUUGAGCGAAAAAUAUUGAAGUGUGAACCACGGAAACAUUAUCAGUUUGUUAGUUUGAGAAACCAUGGGUAAAGAUUAUUAUAAAAUACUUGGGGUUUCACGCAGUGCAACGGAUGAUGAUAUUAAGAAAGGGUACAGGAAAAUGGCAUUAAAAUAUCAUCCAGACAAAAAUAAGGACCCUGGUGCAGAAGAUAAGUUCAAAGAAGUAGCCGAGGCCUUUGAAGUGUUAAAGGAUAAGGACAAACGAGCUGUGUACGACAAGUAUGGAGAAGAAGGAUUAAAAGGACAGCCAAAUUUUGGAGCUACUGGUGGGCAAGGCAUGCCAGCUGGUUUUACUUCGUUCACAUUUAGUGGAGAUCCAUUUCGGACAUUUAAUGACUUUUUUGGAGAUGAAGAUCCGUUUGCAGACUUUUUCAAAAGUAGUGGAUUUGGUUCGCAUGCUUUUGGAGGUGUUGCUAGUCCAAGUAUGUCUCCUUUUUCAAAUUUUGGUAAUCUUGGUAUGUUUGGACAUUCACACUCUGCAGAAAAUCUUCCUUCACGGUCGGCAAAGGACCCACCAAUCUACAGAGAUCUUCCUAUCAGCUUAGAGGACUUAUUAAAUGGUACAACAAAGAAAAUGAAAAUAACAAGGAAUGUCACUGAUGGAGGAAUGACAUUCGAGGAAGAGAAGGUGCUAACGGUAAAUAUCAAGAAAGGUUGGAAGGCUGGAACUAAAAUAACAUUUGCUGAGGAAGGUGACCAGAGACCUGGUACAACUCCUGCUGAUAUUAUUUUUGUGAUAAAAGACAAACCUCAUGAACAGUUUAAACGAGAUUCAGACAAUAACAUAUUGUACACAUGCAGGAUAUCCUUGAAAGAUGCCCUUACAGGGGCCACUGUUCAAAUACCGACAUUAGAAGGCAAGACGGAGAGGAUGCAGUUGACAUCUGUAGUUCAACCUGGGUCUACAAAAGUAAUUGCCGGCAAAGGACUACCAAUGCCGAAAUCACCCAACCGCCGUGGUGACCUCAUAGUGACAUUUGAAGUUCAUAUUCCUGAUAAUUUAUCUCAGAAGGACCGAGAAAAAUUAGGAAAAAUGUUGCCGUGAAUUUGUUUUUUUUCUAACAUCUUAACCACAGUGUGUUACAAUGUGUGUGUUCAAUACAAUGUUAAAGAAAAUUAUUUUUUAGCAUUUGUAAUCUAUUUUCUUUGUAUAUAGCAGCUAUAUUAAGCAUAUAUUUUAGGCUAUGACAUUUAGGAUGUUGUAAAAUGUUUUCAAAUUUACACCAGCUGGUAUAGA
This is a messenger RNA of Dendronephthya gigantea, 1342 nucleotides long. RefSeq names its product dnaJ homolog subfamily B member 4-like. Gene Ontology annotation, cellular component: cytosol. Gene Ontology annotation, molecular function: protein-folding chaperone binding. The transcript is spliced from 2 exons. Gene Ontology annotation, biological process: negative regulation of transcription by RNA polymerase II. Bases 128 to 1150 code for a protein of 340 amino acids. The record is from RefSeq and is a predicted model, not a curated record. Lineage: Eukaryota; Metazoa; Cnidaria; Anthozoa; Malacalcyonacea; Nephtheidae.